Messenger RNA from Mesoplodon densirostris (Blainville's beaked whale), 2656 nucleotides. RefSeq names its product mannosidase endo-alpha (gene MANEA). Gene Ontology annotation, molecular function: alpha-mannosidase activity. The transcript is spliced from 5 exons. Gene Ontology annotation, cellular component: Golgi apparatus. The record is from RefSeq and is a predicted model, not a curated record. Lineage: Eukaryota; Metazoa; Chordata; Mammalia; Artiodactyla; Ziphiidae. Bases 184 to 1572 code for a protein of 462 amino acids.
CGGGGCUCCCGGAAAGCUCUGCGCGCGGUCUUCGGGAGGCAGGGUUGCUUGGGCUCGCAACAGGGCCGCCGUGGGGUCUCUGUACUCCCAGCUUCAACGUCUCGGGCGGCCGAGUCUCUACUGGUGGCUGAAUUCCUAGACCCUGCUAAACAUUUACCAUUUUGGAAUUUAAAGUAUGACAUCAUGGCAAAGUUUCGAAGAAGGACUUGCAUCACUUUGUCACUUUUUAUUCUAUUUAUUUUCUCUCUGAUGAUGGGUUUAAAAAUGCUGAGACCACAUAAAGCUGCUUUUGGAGAUCCUUUUGGACUUGACCUUCUUCCAGAAAUUCGGCAACAAGCUCCUCAUUUGGUAAAAACUUUUGAUUCCCAAAAGAGUGACAAAAUCGACAGUGAAACAAACGUCAAGAAUUUAAAAAGUGUUGAAAUCACUGUGAAAACUUCCAAAGCCUCUGAACCUUACCCGGAAGAACUGCCACCUGGGAAUUAUUAUUUACAUGUAUUUUAUUACAGCUGGUAUGGAAAUCCACAAUUUGAUGGUAAAUAUAUACAUUGGAACCAUCCAAUCCUCUCGCAUUGGGACCUUAGAAUAGCCAAGAAAUAUCCACAAGGGAAACACAACCCCCCAGAUGACAUUGGCUCCAGCUUUUACCCUGAGUUGGGAAGUUACAGCUCUCGGGAUCCUUCUGUCAUUGAAACUCACAUGAAACAAAUGUACUCAGCUUCAAUUGGUGUACUAGCCCUAUCUUGGUACCCACCUGACUCAAAUGAUGAGAAUGGAGAACCUACUGAUAACUUGGUACCAACUAUUUUGGAUAAAGCUCAUAAAUAUAAUCUGAAGGUCACUUUUCAUAUUGAACCAUAUAAGAAUCGAGAUGAUAAAAACAUGUACCAAAAUGUCAGAUACAUUAUAGACAAAUAUGGAAAUCAUCCUGCCUUUUACAGGUACAAGACUAAGAACGGCAGUGCUCUUCCACUGUUUUAUGUCUAUGAUUCCUAUAUCACAACAGCUGAAAAAUGGGCCAAUCUGUUAACCAGUUCAGGGUCUCAGAGCAUUCGCAACUCUCCUUAUGAUGCAUUGUUUAUUGCACUUCUAGUAGAAAAAAAACAUAGAUAUGAAAUUCUUCGAGGUGGUUUUGAUGGAAUUUAUACGUAUUUUGCCACAAAUGGCUUUACUUAUGGCUCAUCCUAUGAGAACUGGGCUAAGCUAAAAUUUUUUUGUGAUCAGUUUGACCUAAUGUUCAUCCCAAGUGUGGGCCCAGGAUACAUAGAUACCAGCAUCCGUCCGUGGAACACUCAAAACACUCGCAACCGAGUCAAUGGGAAAUAUUAUGAGGAUGCUCUGAGUGCUGCACUCCAAGCCCACCCCAGUAUAAUUUCCAUCACCUCUUUUAAUGAGUGGCAUGAAGGAACUCAGAUUGAAAAAGCUGUUCCCAAAAGAACCAGUAAUACCGUGUACCUGGAUUACCGGCCUCAUAAACCAAGUCUUUAUCUAGAUCUAACUCGUAAGUGGUCUGAAAAAUACAGUAAGGAAAGAGCAACUUAUGCAUUCAAUCACCAGCUACCUGUUUCUUAAUGGAUUGAUUAAAGUUUAAUAAUUAUAGAAAUCACCAAAUUUCAAUACAUUCCUUUUGAGUUUUGGAAAGAAAACUGUCAAAGUCAGUAUGUACUAUUAUCUCUAAUAAAAAUAAUUUGUACAUUUUUAAAGGUAGUAAUAUUAUCAUUGCCACCUUUCACGAUGGCAAUGUUGCACUGAGAAAAGUUGUGCAAAUAACAUUCCUUGUGGCAUAAUUUGGUGAAUUUCUGACUGGAAUUGAAAUCCUGCUUUAUAGCUAUUUUUGUGUUUCACAAUAGGUAAUUGCUUGUGUUAUAUAGAGUAGUUAGUACACAAUUAAAUCCUACUUGUAUUCUGGGCCCAAAGAAAAAGGACUGUGUAUAUAUUUGUUAUGUCUAUUGAAGAACAAAGACCUAAAAGAUAAUGUACAUGGUUCCUUUUUCAUUUUUUUAAUGAUCCAGUCAACUUCAUCAUAUUAGCAUUCAGACUCUGGAUAACUCUCCAAUAACAAUUCUUCAGAAAAAAAUCAUAUGCCUUAAGCCUUACUGUGAACCAUAUUGUGUUAGGAAGGUCUGCUUUCUAUAGCACAAUAUGUAUCAUCAUUUGCAGAUUUUUGGUUUCCUAGAGCUUGCUAGGUGUUUUGCAUGUCUAAUGUUUCUGCAUUAUAAUGCUGAAUUUCAGGCUUUAGAAGGAAAAUCUUUUCAUAAAGGUUAAGGAUUGCUUCUCAGUUAUUAAAAAAAAAAUAGCUGCUCUACAAUUAUGAAAAUACAGUGCCUCAAAUGUUAUUUUAGGAUACCUUGUCAAUCUUUAACUUAAUUUAUUAUUCAUAUUUUUAAAUUUACUGUUAAUCAGAGACCAACAGAUAAGAAAAAGUUAAUACUAUCAUUGGAUUGACUUCAAGAUUUUAAGCUGUUCCUACUAAAACUAAUAGAGAAAUUUUACUUACCAUUUCAGAUUUUAAGGAUAUGGAAAUGAAAGUUCAUUACUAAGUUUGACUUUUUAUUAGGUAUAACACUUAAUGAUGGAAAUAUUUAAGACUUUAUUGUCUAUAAUAUAACAUCCCCAUCUAAAAACAUUAUACUUUUAUGUUACCUAACAGGUUAAA